Molecule: messenger RNA, 1838 nt
Organism: Purpureocillium takamizusanense
Lineage: Eukaryota; Fungi; Ascomycota; Sordariomycetes; Hypocreales; Ophiocordycipitaceae
Gene: RET2
Product: coatomer subunit delta
Exons: 5
Coding region: 104-1639 (511 amino acids)
Biological process (GO): endoplasmic reticulum to Golgi vesicle-mediated transport; Golgi localization; retrograde vesicle-mediated transport, Golgi to endoplasmic reticulum
Cellular component (GO): COPI vesicle coat; cytosol
Source: RefSeq, a predicted model, not a curated record
GGACGUGGCGUCAAUUGAUGGACACCUUGCCCUCGUAACCUCCUGAAGGGUCGCGCACGACAACAAACCAUACUCGCACGAUUGCCAGAUAAUCCCAGUCAAGAUGGUCGUCCUCGCGGCUUCAAUCUGCACUCGCGGCGGGAAAGCUGUCCUCUCCAGGCAGUUCCGCGAGAUGCCACGGUCGCGAAUAGAGGCGCUCCUGGCCUCGUUCCCGAAGCUGGCCGACAGCGGUACCCAGCACACGACCGUCGAGCAGGAUAAUGUCCGCUUCGUUUAUCAACCUCUGGACGAGCUUUACAUGGUCCUCAUCACCAACCGACAGUCCAACAUCUUGCAAGACAUCGACUCGCUGCAUCUGUUCGCGCAGGUGGUUACCAGCGCCUGCAAGACUCUUGACGAGAGAGAAAUUCUGCGAAACGCCUACGAGCUGCUCAGCGCUUUCGACGAACUGGUGACGCUCGGCUACCGCGAGAACCUAACGAUGAGCCAGAUCAAGACGUUCCUCGACAUGGAGAGCCACGAGGAGCGCAUCCAAGAGAUCAUCGCCAGAAACAAGGAGCUCGAAGCCACCGAGGAACGGAAACGCAAGGCCAAGCAACUGGAAAUGCAGCGCAAGGAGUCCGCGCGGAGCGGUCGCGGUGGCAUGCCGAGGACUCCCGUAUAUCCUACAUACCAACCGCCAUCGCGGCCGAGCGCCGUUGACUCCUACGACACCUACGAAGCCGAAAAGAACAAGACAUACAACAAGCCAUCGGCGCUCAAGGCGAAAGGCAUGCAGCUCGGCAAGAAGUCCAAGACAAGCGACAUGUUCGAGCGUGUUCGCGGCGACAUGGGUGGCGAGGUGGACGACACCCCUCUGGUGACCCCGUCACCGGCGGCGGCUGAGCCUAUUGAAUCACGCAUGUCGUCAACUCUCGACCGGGACGCGAUUCACGUCACGGUUUCCGAAUCUAUCAGCGCUAAGCUCUCCAGAGAGGGUGCUGUCAGCUCGCUCGCCAUUAGCGGAGACCUCACUCUUCGCGUGUCUGAUCCGACCCUGACCAAGAUCAAGCUUGGCCUUCGGGCGGUUGCUUCGCACGGAGUUCAGUUCCGCACCCAUCCUAACGUGGACCGCAAUCUCUUCAACGGCUCGAAGGUCAUCCAGAUGAGCAACACCGCUCGGGGGUUCCCUGUGAACAACGCAGUCGGAGUCCUGCGCUGGAGAGCAUCGCCCAAGACUGAUGACACGAGCGCUUGCCCGAUCACGUUCACCGUGUGGAUCAACAAGGACUCGGACAAGUACAACAUCACAGUAGAGUACGAACUGACUGGUGGAGACGCAUUGAGGGACGUGAGCGUCGUGAUCCCGUACGCGGGUAGCGAGCCAGUUGUAUCCAGCUUUGACGCCGCGUACGAAGUCUCCGGAGACAUGUUGGAGUGGAACAUCGGCGCCGUGGACGACGAAAACCCCAAUGGCUCCUUUGAAUUUGAGGCAGAGAGCGGCGACGAGAAUGACUUCUUCCCAAUGACAGUCAGGUUCAGCAAGACGACGCCAUAUAUCGAUGUUGACGUCACCACGGUGUCGUUGUUGGAGGAGAACGAGGACGUGACAUUUUCCAAAGAGAUUAAGUCGACUGCCGAUAACUUUUCCAUUGAGUAGGGGUAGAUAGAUGGGCCGAGGAGCGAGCGACUUGCGGGAAUAGGCUUUCAAAAUGGGGCUCAAGGGGCCGAACAAACUUGGCAGUCGGGACGGGGGCGCAAUGACAUAUGGCACAAGGCGACGAGUCGAGCACACCAAAUCCAAGCGUGCCAAAUGGCUGCUAUGAUCAAUUUCAUGUCCAUCGAGUCAGCCAAUAGAG